This is a messenger RNA of Teleopsis dalmanni, 1378 nucleotides long. RefSeq lists its product as uncharacterized. Gene Ontology annotation, molecular function: 3'-5'-DNA exonuclease activity; nucleic acid binding. Gene Ontology annotation, cellular component: cytoplasm. The transcript is spliced from 4 exons. Gene Ontology annotation, biological process: DNA catabolic process. The record is from RefSeq and is a predicted model, not a curated record. Bases 127 to 1161 code for a protein of 344 amino acids. NCBI's taxonomy places the organism in Eukaryota, Metazoa, Arthropoda, Insecta, Diptera, Diopsidae.
CGUCCAACAAUGUCAAUAUAAUCUGCUUUCGAUAUUUUCUUGGCGUUGUUAAAAUUAUGCAUAUCGAAUCGGAGUUAUAUUUUACAAAUUUAAGUAUCAAAAGAGUGGGAUAGUACCAGUGUUAAAAUGUUAGAAUCGACUGCAAAUGAAAUAAAAUCAUUUGCUGUGUUCGAUUUGGAAACAGCGAACCUGCCCUGUUAUAAUUAUAAUAAAGGAACCAUCACCGAGAUAAGCAUUUAUGGAUUUUCCGCCAAUGUAUUAUCGCAAUGUAAACAGAAUAAACCAACUAACAAUGAGAUACCCGCGAAUCCGCGUGUUUUGCAUAAAUUGACUUUGCUUAUCAAUCCUCAGUCUUUAAUAGCCCCCAAAGCUGAGAAACUUACAGGUCUAAAUAAUUAUAUGCUUGAAUAUGAACAACCAUUCAAUGAAGAUACAGCAAAGACCAUUUUGAGCUUUUUAGGGCGCUUGCAAAAACCAUUGUGUCUGGUAGCACAUAAUGGUAUAAAUUUCGAUUUUCCCAUAUUGAAUCAAAUGUUCGAAAGGAUAAAUAUGACUUUACCUAUUGGUACGCUUUGCUUAGACUCUUUAAUAGCUUUUUGGGUGAUCGACAUUAUGCGUGAAAGAAUUGCAAAGAAUGAAAUAAUACAAGCGAGAAUGGAAACAGAAAAGGAGGAAGACUUAACACCACUUCCACUAUUAGAUGAUAGUGUUAUAGACACUGGAGAGUGUAAUGAUGAGCUUAACGAAAGUACAAUUGUGUUGCAAGAAGCAUUCAAUAGCUACAAUGCCGACGAAAUGCGUACACGCAAUGAAACCACACCUAAUCGGCGAGCAGUUUCAAUGCAAGGCAAUUUCAAGAAGCGUAGACUUAGUUUUCAAGCUGAGGAUGAAGCAAACACCGUUGCGAAAUUGAGAAGUCCAGAAGUACGGCGUUCACUGUUUCGUAAAUUUCCUCCUUCUGGGAAAUACAAAUUAGGCUCAAUUUAUGAAAGAGUCUUUCAGCAAGCGCCAAUUAAUGCACAUCGAGCAGAAACUGAUGUAGAAAUGCUAACGAAAUUAAUGCUUUCCUAUGGUGAUGAGUUCUUACAAUAUGCACAAGAAAAUGCAACUGAAAUGCUAAAUAUUCCAAAACUAGGAAGUAACCUUAAAUUCUUUUACUAAUUGUGUAAUUGUGUAAUUGUGUAUUUUAACAUAUAUUAAUGUCCCAGUUUAUUUUAUAAUUAUUUGUUUUUUACAGUGUGCGUAAUUGUAAUUGUUCAUGUAGUAUCAGUGAAGUCUCAGUGUUUAUAUACAUAGUGCUUUUAUAUAAGCAAACAUUUUUUAAUGCAUAUUUUGAUGUCUAAUGGAAGAUUGUAUGGUUUUAAUUGUAAAAAUAUAU